Hydra vulgaris (swiftwater hydra) is the source of this 1835-nucleotide messenger RNA. NCBI's taxonomy places the organism in Eukaryota, Metazoa, Cnidaria, Hydrozoa, Anthoathecata, Hydridae. The record is from RefSeq and is a predicted model, not a curated record.
CGUAUUUUUUUGAGUAACGUUCACAACCAAAAUUUUUUACAGUAACAAAAAUUAAAUGGCGAAAUAAAUUUAUCCGAAUGAAACAAAAAAUGAAAGAAGAAUCAAGGAAAAUAGAAGAGAGCUCUUUUACUGGAAAAGUUGUACAAAUAACAAAUGUUUCUCCUGGUGCUACACUGCAACAAAUGGCAACUUUGUUUGGCUUUCUUGGUACAGUUACUGAUAUACGACUUUAUCCUUCUGAUGAUGAUAUAAAAGUUGCAGUUAAACUGUGUUAUAUACAGUAUGAUAAUUCUGAACAAUGUGGUAUAGCACAACAUCUUACAAAUACAGUAUUUAUUGAUAAAGCUCUAAUAGUUGUACCAAUAAAUAGAACUGAAGUACCUGAAGAAAAUGAAUGUGUGAGCUUGCUUAAAUCAAUAAAUGCCUAUGCAGGAAUGUCAACAGCUGUUUUAAUGAAUCAUAUUACACCAAGUGAUAAUGAAAUACCUCCACUCCCUCCUAUUCCAGUUGUUACAACUACAACAGAUCCUGUUGAAAUUGAUGAAAUUCGGAGAACUGUUUUUGUUCAAAACAUUCCACCUGAUAUAACUGCAGAUCAGUUAAUGGCAUUUUUUUCUGGAGUUGGUGAGGUGAAAUAUUUAAGACUGUGCAAAGGUGAUUCUGGAAAAUAUGCAUUUGUUGAGUUUACAGCAAUAGAUUCUGUACCAACUGCAUUACAGUAUAAUGGUGUCUUGUUUGGUGGAAGAUGUUUAAAAGUGGAUUAUUCUAAACAUCCAAUUAUUAAACCAGAGAGUGAGCAAAUUGCAAUUGGUCGAUCAUCUACUCGUAAAUCUCGUGAGUCUGUGCUUAACCCAACCAUUAACUGUCGAAGGAGUAGAUCAAGAACUCCUCGUAGUCGAUCAAGGACUCGACGUUCCAGGUCAAGGUCAAUAAAGCGAUCGCCAAGAAGAAAGAGUCUGACUAGGUCACCUAUAAGAAAGAGAAGUAUAUCCAGGUCACCUCGAAGAAGGAGAAGCAUUACCAGAUCUCCUCGAAGAAGAAGAAGUCCCUCCAGGUUUUCAAACAUUGGAUUAAGAGGUCUCAAUCGAGAAUCGAGAAAAGACACGGAGCUUGUGAAAACUAUAGAUAGAAGAAGAAGAUCUCGCCGUUCUAUUUCUCGCUCAAGAAGUCCUCGCAGAAAGUCACGCUCGAUAAGUCCAAGGAGGAGGUCAAAAUCAAGAAGUCCUAUAAAAAGGUCUAUCUCUAAAAGUCCUAUUCGAAAGUCGAAGUCUGAAAGUCCUAGAACUAAGUCUAAGUCAAAAAGCCCAAAGCGGUCUAAAUCACGAUCUCCGAGGCGAAAAUCCAAGUCAAAAAGUCCAAAACGAAGAUCCAGAUCAAGAAGUAUUCGAAAACGCACUAGAUCUAAAAGUCCUAAGAGAAGAUCUCGGACAAGAAGCCCUAGAAAGAAAUCAAGAAGACGAUCUCGUACUAAAUCACCAAAAAAGAAAUCAAAAAAAUCUAUAUCAAAAUCACCUGAACGAUCAUCAGUGAAAAAAAAGAAAAAAGACAAAAGUAAAGAAGUUGAAAAAAGUACAGAAGAAGAACUGCAAAGUUUAUUAACUAAAAUCUAUACAUUCGAAGAAGAGCGAGAAAAGGAAAAAAAGUCGAAAGAAAAAAAUCGAGAAUCAAGCGACGAAUCCACGAAAAGUAAAAAGAAAAAGAAAAAAUCUUCAUCUCGAGAAUAAAACUAGAUACUUGUAGAUGCAAUGCUGAUUUUUUUUUUAUUAGACGUGUAUUGACUUUUAAAUUUUUUGUUUAAAAUGAGUAAAUUCUUAAAAUAUAAUUUAUUUUAUGAA